This is a messenger RNA of Epinephelus lanceolatus (giant grouper), 2551 nucleotides long. RefSeq names its product A-type voltage-gated potassium channel KCND3-like. Gene Ontology annotation, biological process: action potential; protein homooligomerization; potassium ion export across plasma membrane. NCBI's taxonomy places the organism in Eukaryota, Metazoa, Chordata, Actinopteri, Perciformes, Serranidae. Gene Ontology annotation, cellular component: dendritic spine; neuronal cell body; postsynaptic membrane. Gene Ontology annotation, molecular function: A-type (transient outward) potassium channel activity; protein binding. The record is from RefSeq and is a predicted model, not a curated record.
UGAGAGGAGAGACGCACAUUGUACUUUGUGCUGGAGAAAAAGGGGAAGCGCGCCGCUCCUCUCCAUCACGUUUCACUUUUCAAACACUGACAGGGAAACAAAGGAGUCAGGAUGUAAGAAAAAAAAAAAAAAAAAAAAAAUCCGUCAGAGGACGUCCACGAAUCCCGCUGCAGACCGUUUCCUCUGAGUCUUGUGGUCCCACACACUCGUUCAUCCUGCUCCAUCAGCCGCGUUUUGGCGCUCUGCUCGGUGCCGGAGUCUGCCCACCGACCGACCGACAAGGAGAGGAGAGGAGAGGUGCUGCUCGCUGCUUCAUCCCGCUGGAUGGAUCCUCUCACUUGUUAACUGAGGACUCGAUCUUUAGGGAAACUCUGAUUCUGUUUGGAAGAGUUGGGAUUUUGUUCCCCCCUCCACUUUUACCGAUGUCAGUUGAUUUUGUGGAGAGUCGGCUCUGAAGGUGAGGAGGACUACUUUGAAGACUUCACGAUGGCGGCAGGAGUAGCAGCGUGGCUCCCUUUUGCCAGGGCAGCAGCCAUCGGCUGGAUGCCCGUCGCCAACUGCCCCAUGCCUGUUGCCCCGAAGGACAACAGUAAGAGACAGGACGAACUGAUCAUCCUCAAUGUUAGCGGCCGUCGCUUUCAGACCUGGAGAACCACUCUGGACCGCUACCCCGACACCCUGCUGGGCAGCUCUGAAAAAGACUUCUUUUACAAUGAGGAAAUCAAGGAGUACUUCUUUGACCGGGACCCUGAUGCCUUCAGAAGCAUCCUCAACUUCUACCGGACAGGGAAGCUCCACUACCCCCGCCACGAGUGCAUCUCAGCCUACGAUGAAGAGUUGACCUUCUUCGGCAUCAUACCCGAGAUCAUCGGCGACUGCUGCUAUGAAGAGUACAAGGACAGGAAGAGGGAGAAUAUAGAGCGACUGCAGGAUGAUCAGGAGGAGAACAAGGACAUGAAGCUGCCCAACAUGAACUUCAGGGAGACCAUGUGGCGGGCCUUUGAGAACCCCCACACCUCCACCAUGGCCCUGGUCUUCUACUAUGUCACUGGAUUCUUCAUCGCCAUCUCGGUCAUCACUAAUGUGGUGGAGACGGUGCCCUGUGGUUCCACUGCCAACCAGAAAGACAUGCCGUGUGGUGAACGCUACACUGUGGCGUUCUUCUGCAUGGACACCGCCUGCGUCAUGAUAUUCACAGUGGAGUACCUAUUGCGCCUGUUUGCCGCGCCUAGCCGCUACCGUUUCAUGCGCUCGGUGAUGAGCAUCAUUGACGUGGUGGCCAUCUUGCCGUACUACAUCGGCCUGGUGAUGACCAACAACGAGGACGUGAGCGGCGCCUUCGUGACACUGCGCGUGUUUCGAGUGUUCCGCAUCUUCAAGUUCUCCCGCCACUCGCAGGGCCUGCGGAUCCUGGGUUAUACACUCAAGAGUUGUGCUUCAGAGCUGGGCUUUCUCCUCUUCUCACUCACCAUGGCCAUCAUCAUCUUCGCCACGGUCAUGUUCUACGCAGAGAAGGGCUCCAGCUCCAGCAAGUUCACCAGCAUCCCAGCCUCCUUCUGGUACACUAUUGUCACCAUGACGACGUUGGGGUAUGGAGACAUGGUGCCAAAGACGAUCGCCGGGAAGAUCUUCGGCUCCAUCUGCUCCCUAAGCGGCGUGCUGGUGAUCGCUCUGCCCGUCCCCGUUAUCGUCUCCAACUUCAGUCGCAUCUACCACCAGAACCAGAGAGCGGACAAACGGCGGGCUCAGAAGGUAAAAAAAGCCAGACUGGCCAGGAUAAGAAUAUCCAAGUCCGGCAGCGCCAACGCCUUCCUCCAGAGCAAACGCAACGGACUGCUCAACGAGCUGCUGGAGCUGACGACAUCAACCAACUUUCUACUUUAUAAAGAUACAGAAGAGGAUGAGCAGAAGCUGACUAAGUCCACCUCUCUGUUAGAGAGUCAACACCACCACCUACUGCACUGUCUGGAGAAAACCACUGCUCAUGAGUUUGUUGACGAGCAGAUGUUCGAGCAGAACUGUUUAGAGACGGCGCUGCAGACCUACCCGUCACGCAGCCCCUCUAUAUCCAGCCACGACAGCUCUGUGGGUACCUGCUGUGGCCGCAGGGUGAAGAGAAACACUCCUCUGCCCAACGCCAGCCUGCCCUCCACCCACCCCUUCCCAACACACCAGAGCCCCCUGCAGGAGCUCAGUGCCAUCCACAUACAGUGUGGUGACCCACCGUCACACACCGCCAGUCGUUCCAACCUCAACCUGAAAACUGAUGAAAGCGGCAGAAUCAAUUGCAAAAGCAGCCGAAUCACCACAGCGAUCAUCAGCCUGCCUUCACCCCCCGCUCUGACCCCUGAUGCCGAUGGCCUCCGCGGACCCCUACAGAGGAGGCCGCCCCCACCGCCGGGUCACCCAGCAGCACCGAGCAUCCAGACCACAACAAGCUCAGCUGGCACCAACAUCGUCAAAGUCUCUGCUCUGUGACUCUCCGGCUGACGGAGGUAUCUCAGCUCAGCAGGAGGAAAGCAACCAGGAAGAAGAAGAGGAGGAGGAGGAG